AUGGCUUACAGCGACCUCAAAGGGAAGACGUUCAUCAUUACGGGAGCUAACUCUGGUCAAGGUCGUGCUACUGCGCUUUUGUUGGCGAAACAGGGCGCGAAUUUAGGGCUCUUGGACAUUGUCAAACCGAACGACGUAGUCACCGAAGCUUCGAACCUAAAGGCAAAAGCGCUUGCUUUCCAGGUCGAUGUUGCAGUCUACUCUCAGGUCGAAGAGGCUGUCAGGGCGACAGCCGAUCACUUCGGAGGGGUCGACGGUGCUGCAAAUUUGGCCGGUACAAUUGGUACACAGGGUUGGAAAGGGACAGGAUACUCCCUAGAGGCCAUAGAAGAUCAAGAUUGGGACUUUAUGCUAGGGGUGAAUCUGGACGGUGUCAAAAAUUCACUCAAGGCUGAGCUAAAGUAUAUCAAAGACAAUGGAAGCAUCGUAAACGCCUCCAGUAUCGCUGGCCAAAUGGGUUCGGCGACAAAUGCGCCUUAUGCUGCAGCCAAAUGGGGUGUUAUAGGCUUGAGCAAGAGUGCCGCACAGCAAGGCGGGCAGCGCGGGAUCAGGGUUAACGCUGUCGCUCCCGGGUUCAUCAACACCCCCCUCCUCUAUGCAAUUGGAGACCUCGAUAAAGUAAACCAGUUAGUGGCACAGAAGACGGCUUUGAAGCGUAUUGGUCAGCCAGAAGAAGUCUCGAGGCUUCUGGCCUUCUUGUUGAGCGAUGUGUCUAGUUACAUUACAGCAAGUGUAUGCAUGCCCCUUGAUCGCACGGCUCUUACAGAGGGAUCCACGACUGAUGAGCGUAUAGACUAUCAAUAUAGAUGGAGGUUAUCAAUGAGGCCCGAAAACAAGCCUAGAUAG
Molecule: messenger RNA, 846 nt
Organism: Rhinocladiella mackenziei CBS 650.93
Lineage: Eukaryota; Fungi; Ascomycota; Eurotiomycetes; Chaetothyriales; Herpotrichiellaceae
Exons: 3
Coding region: 1-846 (281 amino acids)
Molecular function (GO): oxidoreductase activity
Source: RefSeq, a predicted model, not a curated record